This is a messenger RNA of Ziziphus jujuba (common jujube), 1285 nucleotides long. Its product is annotated as putative pectinesterase 11. Bases 113 to 1141 code for a protein of 342 amino acids. The transcript has 4 exons. Gene Ontology annotation, biological process: cell wall modification. Gene Ontology annotation, molecular function: pectinesterase activity. The record is from RefSeq and is a predicted model, not a curated record. NCBI's taxonomy places the organism in Eukaryota, Viridiplantae, Streptophyta, Magnoliopsida, Rosales, Rhamnaceae.
AUUCCUUCCGUUUCUUUCAUCUAAUACCAACAAAUUUGAAUUCCCACAGACCUCAUUAAUUUGCUUUUUGCUACCCAACUCCAGCUUGCUCUUUAUAUUUUUUUUCUCAGUCAUGGCGUUUAGGGGUUCUCUCUUCAAGUUCUUAGUCGUAAUAACUCUAUAUGAUGCUUUCUUAACCGUUAAUUCUCAAGCAGAAACAACAGACCCAACAAAAAUGACUGCGGCGAUACUCGUAAGGGUUGACCAAUCGGGCAAAGGUGACUACACAAAAAUUCAAGACGCCAUUGAUGCUGUACCAUCAAACAACACGGAGCUGGUAUUUGUAUUGAUUAAGCCUGGAAUCUAUAAAGAAAAGGUUACGGUACCAGCAGACAAGCCCUUCAUAACUGUUAGUGGCACUAAGGUUGCCGAGACAAUAAUAACAUGGAACGACAGUGAGAACAUAUUCGAGUGCGCGACGUUCACAGUUUUGGCUUCUGAUUUUGUGGCCCGGUACCUCACCAUUCAGAAUACGUACGGGAAUGGUGCUCAAGCAGUGGCGCUGAGAGUUUCUGGAGAUAGAGCAGCAUUCAUUGGGUGCAGAAUUAUUUCUUACCAGGAUACUCUUCUCGAUGAUACCGGCAGGCACUACUAUUCCAAUUGUUAUAUAGAAGGAGCUACCGAUUUCAUUUGCGGAAAUGCUGCUUCUGUUUUUGAGAAAUGCCAUUUGCAUUCAGUUUCAGAAGGAGCUGGAGCAAUUACGGCACAACGGAGGGAAUCUCCAGCGGAGGACACGGGGUUCACAUUCUUAGGCUGCACAAUUACUGGUGUCAAAACGGCGGUACUUGGAAGGCCAUGGGGUCCGUAUUCCAGGGUUGUGUUUGCCUUCAGUUACAUUUCUAGCGCUAUCCUGCCCCAGGGCUGGGAUGACUGGGGAGACUCAUCCAAACAGAGUACUGUAUAUUAUGGACAAUACAAAUGCUAUGGACGGGGAGCAAUUACAUCUAAAAGAGUUGGAUGGGCACGAAGUCUUACAAGCCAAGAAGCUUCACCCUUCUUGACCAAGGACUUUAUUGGUGCCAAGGAUUGGAUUAGGCCCGCACCAACUAGUUUCAGGACUGCUUCAAAACCCAUUUCUCAUCAUUCCGAUGGAAAUAAUUAAAGUCAAUUCAUUUAUGUAUCAUAAUUAAUUGCCAUUUCGUUCGUAUUGCGUAAAUUUGUAUAUGGUCUCAUUCUUUAUGUGAAUAUUUGCCAUUUAAAUGAUUAUUUAUUUUCCUCACUGUGAUUUUGUGAGGAGUAUCGCACA